Messenger RNA from Trichobilharzia regenti, 1539 nucleotides. Lineage: Eukaryota; Metazoa; Platyhelminthes; Trematoda; Strigeidida; Schistosomatidae. The record is from the annotation of a GenBank genome assembly.
AUGCCAAAUAAUUGUCGAUAUCCAGUUUAUACUCGUGAUCUGUAUCCUAUCAAUGUGUUAUAUCCCUCUGUGUAUACAACAGAGCUUAGUUGUCUACAGAAUGUCUUCAGGGAAUAUUAUUACAUAAUUAUCAAUUGUAUAAUCCCGUAUACAUCUAUACUCAACAUUCUAACUGGUAUCCCAUUGAUUGUUCUGCUCAAAUUGAAAGUGAAACCGACGAAUUAUUAUCUACACAACUGGGGUAUAUUUAUCCUACUCAAUCAUAUCGCCUAUAUCCUCAUCACCCUAUUCCAAUGGUUAUCUUAUCUAAUCCAUUCGAAACCACUGACCAUUUCAUCCGAUUUGAUGUGUAAACUGAUGAAUUCGACGUUUCGUUUCAUCACCUACAUCCAGUUUAAUUCAACUAUUUUAAUUAUUAGUCGUGAACUCUUAGUGUAUAAUCGGCGACUUCGUCGAUGGAGUCGUGAAUUCACUCUAAUGCAUAGUACACCCUCUAAAUCAAUAUUUUGGUUAAUGCUUAGUUUAAGCAUUCUCCUGUCGAUUCUCCAGACAUUACCAAGUUAUUUUAUCAGUCAGUUGAAAUGUGACAAUCACGAGAAUACUAAAACUGAUACUAAUAAUAAUUCGACAGUGACAAGGAGAAGUGAUGUGGUUGUUCAAUGUCAGUGUAUUAUACAACCGAUAUGGUUGAGUAUAUCCGAGGACUACACCGCUUGGUAUAAACUACAUCGAAUUGUGUUUUGUGAAGGUGUACUGCCUAUCGUCUGUUUGAUAUUUCUCUCACAGAAAUUAUUGUUGAAACUGAAAAUCCAUUGUCUUAUUGUACAAUCUAUGCGACAUGAUAUUUCCUCUAGUCAGGGAUUGUACACCACCCUUCAAGAGGUAUUCAACAAUACCAUAGGCGAUAGUAACAACAACCUGAAGAUUCUCUAUAUUUACACAUUGGCGUUAAUUAUCUCUUCACUGGUAUAUUGUGUCUAUUACACGCUAAUCUAUUAUGUAUACUCGAUGGAUGUUGAAUAUAAUAUCCUACGUUAUUACCUGGAUGAUAUCCCGACAGGAUUAUUAUUCAUCGAUGGGUUAGCUCUAGUGAUACGGACUAUAUCAUAUAACAUAUUUCUAAUUCUCUGGUAUAAAUACAUCCCAGAGAUAAACAUGCUUGGACAACAUCUAUGGUGUAAACUGAUGACACAGAUUUCGGCAAAGUGUAGGCUUAUCUUUCUACGAUCAUUUGGUGUCUACUUCCUUCGGUAUGCAUCAAAAUCACAUCAUCAUCAUCAACAACUGAGUGCUUAUAGCCGUCGUCGACGUCAGCGUCGUCGUCGCAGCCGUCGUCAAUAUCCAUAUCUAUCGCAUUCUGUAAAUCGGACAUCUUAUCGAUCGGAUCAAUCAAUUCCACGUGAGCGAAAUCUGUCUAAGCCGGAAUAUUAUUAUGCUAAGAUGAUGAAUCUAUCAAAAGAAGGCUUGGAGACACUGAAAUCUGGGUCAAAAUUGAAUGCACUGCUGAGAAGAAGAUCAUCAUCAAAACAGUUGGAUUGA